Messenger RNA from Malassezia japonica, 432 nucleotides. It is a transcript of the gene USB1, whose product is annotated as poly(U)-specific 3'-to-5' RNA exonuclease. Gene Ontology annotation, molecular function: 3'-5'-RNA exonuclease activity. Bases 1 to 432 code for a protein of 143 amino acids. Gene Ontology annotation, cellular component: nucleus. The transcript has 5 exons. NCBI's taxonomy places the organism in Eukaryota, Fungi, Basidiomycota, Malasseziomycetes, Malasseziales, Malasseziaceae. The record is from RefSeq and is a predicted model, not a curated record. Gene Ontology annotation, biological process: U6 snRNA 3'-end processing.
AUGGGGGGGCUGGUGGCCUAUAGCGAUUCGGAGGAGGAGGAGGAGCGCUUGCACCUCUCGCUUACACGCCCCAUUCUCAUACGCAAGCACGAGCAAAAAUCGUUUGUCGACCAGGCAGCACAGUGCGUGCGAGAGAGCCAGGUCGAGCGCUUCUCGGUCGGCUUUGCGCGCUUUACGAGCUUCCCAAGCGACACUUCGGAUCGUGUGUUCUUGGCGCUCGAGACGAAUGCGGGAUGGCACGAGCUGCAGUCCCUCACAAAAGCACUGAGCCAGCGGCUCUAUGCCCUAUUCCGCGCACCUAUGUACUAUCAGCAGCCGCGCUUUCACGCAAGUGUGGCGUACUGUGAGCCGACUGAAGCGUGCCCCCGCGCCGCGCUCGAACGGAUCGGCGAGGAACUCGCCUCGGCGUUAAAUCGGUCGCUGGACACAUAG